CCAAAUAUGGCGGCUUGAAGUCAGUGAAAUUUUGAAGAUUUGAAGUUUUUAACUUUACAGUAAAAUAACUUCGAAAUGAGGGGCAAAAGAUCUCGUACUUCGUCUGAGGCGUCAAGCUCUUCAUCUCAGCCUGUGAAAAAACUUAUUAAAGCAAGCGUUAAUGCAGACGAUGAGUCAAAAUUAUCGAGAAUUAAACCGGUCUCUACCGCUAGUACGAACGCGGUUGCCAAUGGAAGUGAAGUAAAAAGCGAGAUAAAAAGCGAGGUAAAAAGCGAGGUAAAAAGCGAGGUAAAAAGCCAGUCUUAUAAAGAUGAAGAAAAGUUUAGAAAAGCAUGCCAAACGAUACAAAGUUUGUUUGAACAAAUGAAGGCGCUCAAAGAGCAGGACGUUGAGAAAACAGUGAGUUUUAUAUAAAUAUUUUGUCUUUGAUCACUGAUGUUUGAGCAUCAAAUUCAAAUGCAAAAAUUAUAUUUAUAUGGAAAACCCACUUAUAAGUUAUUUGCAUUUGUGCAGGAUCCUAAAUUGGACAGUCUCAGGAUGCAAUGUCUGUUGUCAUUUGUCACUCUCAAGAAAUGUAAUCGUUCUGCUCAAAUACGGAAUAAACAAGCACGAGAGAAAACACAUGAGGUAAUAAUGAUACUUAAUCAAUGAAAUCGAUAAUCGAUGAGUAUCGAUAUCAAUCAAUACCAAUUGAUAUUUAUUAAUUGAUUGAUAUUGGAAAUCGAUGAAUAAUCAAUUGCUUGUUUUGCUGUGACCUUUCAUUGAUUGAUUAUCGAUUUUUUAUUGAUUUUCAUUGAUGAAAAAAUCCUCUGUUUUAAUAUGCAUGCAAUCAAACAGGUAACGCUGUAAUUUAAUUAAUACGUUCUUUAAUGUUGUAAUGAAACAAAUGUGAACAGAAUUCAGUAACAAUGGAUUAAAUUAAGUUUUUAUCUGGCUAUACAGAUCAAAUACGGGAACAGAUUUACUCACGUUGAAAAAUGGGUGCAGAUUUACUUUCGCAAGCAAUACACUCGCCGAUCAAUAACAAUCGAUAAAUAUCGAUAAUAAUCGAUAUUAUAUACCCAUGUACGUGUCUAGUUAAUCCAUUAAGUCGCAUUGCGUCCUAAUGCACCCUACUUUAUUAUUUUACUCUGUCUAACACCAGACUAUUUUACUCAUUGAAGGGGGAUAGCUGACUAUCUGCCCAUGUUUCUAGUUGAUUUGUUAAUUUUGUACUUGCUCCCCAGGCCAAACAAGAAGUUGACAGUCUACAUCUUCAGCUACAGAACUUGCUGUACGAGAUCACACAUUUAAAGAAAGAGAUUAAUAAAUGCCUACAGUUCAAGUAUGUCAACGAAAUUAUAUUUACGAUCAGCUAUAUUAUUUUCUCAAUAUCAGGAUUUUUGGGCAUUUCACAACUACUUACUGUUCAAGGAUCUUAUAGAUGGAAAUUUUACUAUUGUUCCCAGUAAUCUGCGAAACAACCGUUUUUUUAGGCGGUUUGUCAGUGAUAGUUUUGUCAAUUACGAAGGACAUAUUUAUGUACCUCGUGAUCACAAUUCGUUGCAAGCGGCGUGUGAAAAACUGCAAGUUUCAGUUUGACAGUUCUGGCAGUUAAAUGGGUUUUUAAUUUUAUUGUCCAAUCAGGUGCGUAGUUUUGAUUUAAAAUUCAAAACUACGCACCCCGGCAAAAAAUGCCAACCUAAAUCAGACCUAAGUCGGCACGUCUCGGCAUUUUUUAAAUCUGUUUCCAUGUCUUGGAGCACUAGUAAUCACAUAUUUGCGAAUCAUUGAAAUCGGAAUAUAAAGCAUGCCUUUUUCUGCGGAAACACAAACUACAGUAACACGACGGCUUUUCUUUUAGAGUCUUACCUAAAUUAUAUAUAUAGAAUACCCCUAAAUUAUAUAUAUAGAAUACCCGUAAAGUGUGUUCAGUUCGAACUAUGAAUCGAAUUCUAUAAUCGCUGACUUUUUAACAGCAAUCAGCACCAAAAAAUUCUUACUUUGGUUGAAUUAAGGUCAGCAAAAAUUUGCCGACCUGGAAGGUUGAUAGGUCAGCAUUGCCGAAUGCUGACCUUGUUUUCAAGGGCUGUACCAGUGGGCCUAUAGUUGUAUUUUUCAAUGGAUACUGAGCUUUUCAUAUUUGCAGUAGUAUCAAAAUUUUAAAUCUGGUAUAUCAGGAUACUGUGAAUUUCAAGCCUUCAUGACAUUGUUUCUUUUCAACACUAGAUCCAAAGAUCAAGAGAUUGAGUUGGUUUCAGAAGAAGAAUUCUGCAAAGAACAAGGCAAAAAUAAAGUGAGUUAGAUGGAAAAGACAUGCAGUUAUUAUCAUUUUGUGUAUAAGGAGUUUGAAGUAAUGAUUGAAUUAAUGCACUUUUCCAUCAAAGAGUGAAGUUUUAUCAGAGGAUUCCCACAAAUGUAUGUUGGCGAGACUUGAUUGGGAGCUUAAAGAAAGGAAAAGGUAUUAGGUGCUGUAUAGUAAGAACUGUCUCCAUUUUUCUCUUGGGAGACUCCAGAGUCCAGUUCAUGAGUCAAAGAUGUCUCGGGGAAAUAGAACGGGAUAUAUACUGAAGUGC
Molecule: messenger RNA, 2555 nt
Organism: Paramuricea clavata
Lineage: Eukaryota; Metazoa; Cnidaria; Anthozoa; Malacalcyonacea; Plexauridae
Source: the annotation of a GenBank genome assembly